AUGACCACGAAUACCAUUCGGCAAAGUGCUCCUACCCCAGGAGUGCCGGUAUCGCAGACUGAGGCUGGUAUGUCGAUUGAACUGUUUGAUGUUCAGCGAGAUCUGAGGGUCCGGACUGAGACAGGCCCUAGAGCUGCAGGCGCUUUAGAGGGAGGCCUAGCAACUCGUGAGCAACAAGCACCAUUAAGCAGUGAAUGGACGGCGUGUGUUCCACUGAAUAGGCCCAUCGAAACCGACUUCAUUAUCCCUGGUAACGUGGGCGGCUUCGAGCACGGUCUAGUCUGCAAAGCCCAGGAAGCAUUACGCUCAGCCUUGGUCCACUCAUCUUCUGGCCAGCAAGAGUUGAGGGCAUUUCUUCAAGACGAACGAGGUAUACCGAUGGAGUCGGUGUCACUGGAGUGUCUGACAUGGAUGCUGCAAGAUAUUGGGAGUGCCAAGUUUGGAUCAUAUGUUUUGGACUACUUCAAACAUGUCGCCAAGUCAACCUUGAAACAAAUGUGCUCCAGGCUUUUGUCGAACAAUGUGUCGAACGAUGAGAGGGACGGUGAGAGGGAUAUAUUUACUUUCUGCACCAACGCCGCUGCCCAUAAGUUUCUCACCACUGUCCUCAUGGUUGGGGGGCACGAUAAUGACCUGACAGACUAUCCCCGAAUGAGGUUCUCAGAGUAUAAAAAGUCCGCACAAGCAGCACUGGAUCGGAUUCGGCUCAUGACCGCCCCCUCUCUUUCGCUUCUUCAGGCCAUUCUUUGUGGCGGUUUCCUCCACCAAGGAUCUGGCAACACCCAUUAUUGCUACGAAUUGACGAAGGCUGCUUGUCGAGUAGCCACUGAUUUAGGUAUGAAUCUGGGUAAUGCUGGUGGGUCGCGAAAUGCCAGGGCCGAAGAAGAGAUUUACUGUCUCCUGUGGUGCUAUAUGCUGGAUAAGAAUAACGCAUGGAAGUUCGAUCCUACUCGAUCGUACUUCGACCCCCAAUCCGGGGUGCAGGAUGAAACUUCAUCGUUAGUGAAAAGACUCCAGCUUCUAUCGACACUGCCACAAUCAGCUAGGCCAAUGUUACAUAACUCUAUCGAUAUCUUAUUGCAGAAAGUGGAAGAGGUGCGGCAGCGAAUUGAGAAGAUAUCUCUAGCUUCCCCGCAAUGCUGGAAAGGCGUUGAUGCAGCAGACGAGAUCUCCGCGCUUCACUUCGACAACAAUUCGAUCCGCACCACGAUUCUCUACCUUUCCGAGCAAUUGCAAGGCCAGGUCCUUGGCUCCGGAGAGUUACUUCUCAAAUCUGCACGUCAAGAGCUAUCCUCACUAUUGUCUAUAUGUCUCAUCAAUGAACAACACCGAGCCGUAGGCUAUUUGCAUUGGACCUUAAUGUACUACCCUUUAACUGCAUGUUUCGUUCUAUUCUGUAACGCUGUCAUGGCCUCCAACCUUGAGCACUUGAACCUGCUCAAAACCGUAGCAACAGUUCUGAUGCCCAGCGUCUCGAUGAGCCAUCCCGUCGCUAUCAUCCAGCGACUUGUUGAGGAUUUCGUUGCCCUCUCCCAGCCAGUGUUUUCCAACGGAAGCAUCGGUGCCGGCGAGGUAGGGCAAACGUCGACGCUCCUCCAAAUGCCACCUUCAAUGCUGCACCAUCAGCCUUUACCUACAAAUGAGGCUAUUCUUACCCCCGCUGCUCCUUUCUGGACAGAGCAUACUAGCACACUUCUUCCACCUGAUCUAUCUGAAACGUGGACACCAGACCCGACAGAAAGCCAGCCUGGAUUAUUGCUAGACUUGUCACUGGAUAUUCCUAUCCCCCUGGACUUUGACCUUGCAGAAAGAGUUUCCUGA
This is a messenger RNA of Aspergillus sclerotioniger CBS 115572, 1821 nucleotides long. RefSeq names its product fungal specific transcription factor domain-containing protein. The coding region runs from base 1 to 1821 and encodes 606 amino acids. Gene Ontology annotation, biological process: DNA-templated transcription. Lineage: Eukaryota; Fungi; Ascomycota; Eurotiomycetes; Eurotiales; Aspergillaceae. The transcript has 6 exons. The record is from RefSeq and is a predicted model, not a curated record. Gene Ontology annotation, molecular function: DNA binding; zinc ion binding.